Molecule: messenger RNA, 1417 nt
Organism: Chenopodium quinoa (quinoa)
Lineage: Eukaryota; Viridiplantae; Streptophyta; Magnoliopsida; Caryophyllales; Amaranthaceae
Product: chaperone protein DnaJ-like
Exons: 5
Coding region: 438-965 (175 amino acids)
Source: RefSeq, a predicted model, not a curated record
AUGACUAUUCAUUAAUGAUAUUAUUAUUUAAAAAAUAAAAUAAAAAAACAUAAACUCGAGCCAUAGCAUGCAAGAGAAUCUAGUAUAGAGAAACGAGAAGCACCCCCAAAAAAAUCUAAGCACCCCUCAAAAUAUCUACCACAAACAAGCUUACACAAAUCGACACGUUUUAGCUAAUAACAAUGUCUUCAACCAUACUUCCCGAACUUUCUACACAAUCAUACCACUUUUUGUCCCCCAAGAUAUUUUCUCUACUCCUUUCAUUUUCUAGAUUCUCUUUGAUCAUUCUUCAUCUUUAUAUAUAUCUCAACCAAUCUCCAAUCUUCUAAUAUCUACUACUAUUAAUCCCAAUUCUUUUAAUAAUUUGAUAAACUAAAGUACAACUUCUGUUUUAACCCUAAAUUAAUUGGAAUUUUGUUAGUUUAUUGAGAAUUGUAAUGGAGAUUGGGGUUACGUCGGAGUCGUAUUACCGUGUUCUUGGUUUAAGUAACGCUUCUUCUAAUGAGGAGAUUCGUCGCGCUUAUCGCAAAUUAGCUAUGCAAUGGCAUCCUGACAAGUGGGCAAAUAAUCCGGCCAUGCUUGUAGAGGCUAAGAAGAAAUUUCAGAAAAUCCAGGAGGCUUAUUCAGUGUUGUCAGAUCCCACAAAGAGGACAUUGUAUGAUGUAGGCAUGUAUGAUCCCAUUGGAGAAGUGGAUGAGGGGUUCUGUGAUUUUAUGCAAGAAUUGUUGUCACUUAUGUCUCAAGUCAGAGAAGAGGAAAAAUGCAAUAGCAUGGAGGACCUUCAAAGUAUGUUUGCCGAGAUGGUUCAAGGAUUUCAAUCGCCUCAAUGGUUCUCUAGUCCUUCAGUAGCCAGCAACCAAGGAUGCUCUGGCAUAUUACAGCAAGAUGCUCAGUCAAUUAGACAGGAUUCCACGACAGCUAGCUCAAGUUUUGGGGUGUUUGGAAUGAGCAGUUAUUGUAGGUAGAUGAAACCUAACAUCUUGUUGAGAGCCUAGCUAAAGGGGAAAUUUGACUGUGAUUGCUCAUAUACAAGUACGAAAUUGAGCAUUGAUGUCUAAUAUAAACCCGAAGACUGAAAAAGAUCGCUGUAAAGUUGACAGCGCUAUAUCUGCAAAGUCCAAAACAUUUGUUUUUCAGAUGGUCAAUCAGUGUUUGGUUUCUUGUACACCCUUAUACGAUACAUAGGAGUAAUCUUGUUUUGUUUUGCCUUCUCUUAAGUGCUCAGUAUGUGAUGAGCUAGACUUUGUGCAGUCUUACAAACGUGAAUCUCCUAAACGAUUAUCUUACUCUGCAGUAUUUGUAACCUCCGAAAGAGCUUGACAGUUUUUGGAUUUCUCAUUAGCAAGGAUUGUUUCAGAUUGCUUAAUUUCCAUAAAGUAGUGUCUGCUUCACAAGGAAGAGAUACUGAUUCAUCUUU